UCCUCUAUACGUCGUACUUCGGGCUGUAGUGUGGCGCUGGCUUACGUACUUUGCGUACUGCUUAGUGUGCUAGUAUGCGGUUUUCCGCGUAAUCGGUAUGUGUCAGCCUGGAUGCUCCUGGUGAAGAAUUAUUAGCCAGAGGGCAUCAGGGACGGGGCAGGACAUAGACCUGGACAUCGUCGUGUCUUCCAAGACUGAGAAAAUAUCAGCAUAGUGUUUAAUUUGCUCAAGGUGUCCCUGUGACCCAGUCAGCAUGGCAGAAGCUCACCAGGCCGUGGCCUUUCAGUUCACUGUCUCCCCUGAUGGAAUCGACUUGCAGCUAAGCCAUGAAGCCCUGCGGCAGGUCUACCUGUCAGGCCUCCAUUCGUGGAAGAAGAAGUUCAUCCGCUUCAAGAAUGGCAUUAUGACUGGCGUGUACCCAGGCAGCGCUCCAGGACUGAUGCUGGUGCUUGCAGGGUACAUGGGAAGGGCAAAAUACGCUCAAGUGGAUCCCUCCUUAGGUCUUUUCCUCAAAAUUGGAAAAUACGCCCCAGUAAGUAAAUACAUGUCCCUGGACAACCAGCGCAGAGUCGGGGGCAUUAUGGUGGGCACAGGGUUGUGGGUGGUCAUCAUAUUUAGCAUGAGAAGCAUGCUGAAGUGGCUGCUGUCCUGGCAUGGCUGGAUGAGUGAGCGUCACAGCUCAUUAUCCUGGAAAUCACGCAUCUGGCUGCUACUCGUGAAGAUUUUCUCUGGCAUGCAGACACCAAAUCUGUAUAGCUUCCAGACGUCUCUGCCUAAUCUGCCCGUGCCCUCUGUGAAAGACACGAUGAAACGAUAUCUGGAGUCUGUGCGCCCUCUCCUGGACGACAAGGAGUACAAAAAGAUGGAGGAACUUGCUUUAGACUUUCAGAAGACCCUGGCUCCCAAACUCCAGUGGUACUUGAAGUUAAAGUCACUGUGGGCCACUAAUUAUGUCAGUGAUUGGUGGGAGGAGUACAUCUAUCUUAGAAGCCGUAACCCAAUUAUGGUAAACAGCAACUAUUACGCUAUGGACUUCCUGUAUGUUUUCCCCACGAAUUAUCAGGCAGCGAGGGCCGGUAACACCAUCCAUUCCAUCAUGCUGUACCGCAGGAUGCUGGACCGAGCUCAGAUUAAACCGCUCUUUGCGCUAGCAAACAGGGUACCGUUCUGUUCGGCCCAGUGGGAGCGGUUGUACAAUACCAGCCGUAUCCCAGGCCAGGAGAGGGAUUCCCUCCAGCAUGUGUCCGACAGCAGGCAUAUUGUGGUAUACCACAAAGGGCGCUAUUUCAAGGUGAGCAUGUUUUACGACGGACGUCUGCUCCUGCCACGAGAGAUCGAACAGCAGAUAGAGAGGAUCCUUGCAGACACCUCAGAACCCCAGCCUGGAGAGGAAAAACUGGCUGCCCUGACUGCAGGAGACAGGGUGCCUUGGGCAUGCGCCCGCGACGCCUACCUUAGACAGGGAAAGAACAGGCACAGCCUUGAUGCUAUUGAGAAGGCAGCAUUCUUCGUCACUCUGGACGACACCGAGCAGCAUCACGAUCCAAAAAAACCCUAUGAAUCCUUGCACAGUUUUGGUAAAUCCCUCCUGCAUGGCAAGUGCUAUGACAGGUGGUUUGACAAGUCUUUCAACCUGAUCGUCUACAAGAACGGAACAAUCGGCCUGAACGCGGAGCACAGCUGGGCUGAUGCUCCAAUCAUAGGCCAUCUUUGGGAGCAUGUGCUGUCGACUGAUGCUAUUAAACUGGGAUACACAGAAGACCGCCAUUGUAAAGGACAGCCUCACCGCAACCUCCCUGGACCUCAAAGACUACAGUGGAACAUCCCUCCUGAUUGCCAAACCAUGAUCGCCAACUCCCUGGCUGUGGCUCAGGCCUUGGCUGAUGAUGUGGACAUGGCCAUUAUUCCUUUCCAAGAGUUUGGUAAAGGACUGAUCAAGAAAUGCAAGACCAGCCCAGACGCCUUUAUUCAGAUCGCCUUGCAACUCGCUCACUUCAGGGAUAAAGGGAAGUUCUGCUUGACCUACGAGGCAUCCAUGACUCGUCUUUUCAGAGAGGGCCGGACGGAGACCGUGCGAUCGUGCACCAACGAGACCUGUGCCUUUGUCAAGGCCAUGGUCAACAAUGAUACGAGAGAGAAGAAAUUAAGUCUGCUGAAGCAGGCAGGAGAGAAGCACCAGCUGAUGUACCGAAUAGCAAUGACCGGGAAAGGCAUCGACCGCCAUCUUUUCUGUCUCUAUGUAAUCUCUCAAUAUUUACAACAGGACUCUCCCUUUCUUAAAAAGGUACUGUCUGAGCCGUGGAGGUUGUCUACCAGUCAGACGCCACUGCAGCAACCGGAGCUGUUUGAUUUGGUGAACCAUCCUGAGUUUGUUUCCAGCGGUGGUGGUUUCGGCCCGGUGGCCGAUGAUGGUUACGGAGUAGCAUAUAUUAUUGUGGGAGAGAACCUCAUUAACUUUCAUAUCUCCUGCAAGUGUUCCAGCCCUGAAACGGAUGCUCAACGCUUUGGCAACAACAUCAGACAGGCGAUGCUUGACAUGCUGGAACUGUUCCAUCUGGAACCACUGAAAUGAUGAGGCAAUGAGGCAUUUAUAGAAUUAAUUUUGUGUUCCUUUCUUUAUUAUUGUUCGAAUGGGUUUGACAUGCAAGUUCUAAUUUGAGGAAUUUCAGAUUUUA
Molecule: messenger RNA, 2675 nt
Organism: Silurus meridionalis
Lineage: Eukaryota; Metazoa; Chordata; Actinopteri; Siluriformes; Siluridae
Gene: cpt1aa
Product: carnitine palmitoyltransferase 1Aa (liver)
Exons: 19
Coding region: 254-2572 (772 amino acids)
Biological process (GO): carnitine metabolic process; fatty acid metabolic process
Cellular component (GO): mitochondrion
Molecular function (GO): carnitine O-palmitoyltransferase activity
Source: RefSeq, a predicted model, not a curated record